AUGGUUGUAAUCUCACUCGGUUCUCCUUUGUCAACAUCAUCACUCCAGCCAAUAGUCAGACCAGAGAAGCUGACGGUUACCCUAGGGAAAUCUACGAAUUUUACGUUAAGAAUCAAGAUGACUCUUAAAAACGACGUAGAACUUUAUUUCAUCGGAAAUCCGUAUGUUGUGGUAAAACCACUGUUAUUCAAAGCAACCACUUGCGAAGGUGUGUUUCAUGUUCAUGGACGAAGGCCUAGUAAUGGCCAUCGGCUUGAGAUCCGUAGUUGUGCAACACCGUCUUCGAAUGUCGGGAAUUCAGAAUGUGAUAUUAUCGUUAUCGGUCUCAACUUUGACCUUCUUGCGUUAAAUGUUCUUGGAUAUCUGACUUACUUCGUAUACAACCUUUUCAUGUUUGCUAGUGAAAAGAUUCAAGCACAGUAUCACGAAGCCCAUCCACACAGUCCAAUUCCAGUUCUUUUGAAUGAUGUAUUUUUUGCGUUUCAUGGUCUCGCUACAUGCCUCGCAACCGUUGGACAGUGCUUUGUCUACAAGCGCGGAGGGCAACGGGUCUCACUUAUUUGCAUAGUCAUUAUGGUAAUUUUGAGUCUUUAUGCAUUGGUCUCUGGACUUGCCAUGGCCUGUGGUUAUCUAAAUAUGCUCCAGUUCGUUACCAACUUAUCUUUCAUCAAAAUGGCUGUCACUCCUCUCAAAUACAUCCCUCAGGCAAUUCUCAACUAUAGAAGGAAGAGCACUACUGGAUGGUCUAUAGGAAACAGGCUACUGGAUUUUGCGGGAGGCGGCCUCGGCCUACUGCAGAUGGGUUUACAGUGUUGGAAUGUAGCCGAUUGGACAGCAUUUUAUGGAAAUCCCGUGAAAUUUGGACUUAGUCUCGUUUCGUUGCUUUUUGACAUAUUGUUCAUGAUACAGCAUUACAUACUUUAUCCUCAAAAAAGACGGAAAGAUAGAAGUAGCGAAGGAGAGGAGAAGAAUACUGACGAAUCUAAUAAAUCACAUGAGAAAAGUGACAGUACGAGUACAAAGGAAAGAACAACCAAGAAUCGAAAAGAUUCGCAUGAGAAAAGUGAUGUUAGGCAGAAAGAAAAUGGAGCACAAGAAAAAGAGCAGAUGGAUGAAAGAGGUGAUAAGAGUGACGCAGGGCAAUCUUUGAUGAUGAUUUUGUCGGCUAUUUAA
Cylicocyclus nassatus is the source of this 1173-nucleotide messenger RNA. The record is from the annotation of a GenBank genome assembly. NCBI's taxonomy places the organism in Eukaryota, Metazoa, Nematoda, Chromadorea, Rhabditida, Strongylidae.